CGAAACGGCAGCAUAGGAACUAGACACGCGAUCUUCAAAAUGCCACAACAUUUGGAUUAUAUAAUACUCAUACUCUGGCUGUCUUUGGCCACAUGCCAGUCAGCCAGUCUGGAAGUGAAUAACGAUAUAUCGCUUAACUCAUCUGCCGCUGCAACAGAAGUGCAGCAAUAUCAUCCGAUUUCGUGGCUACGAAAUGCCCAGGAUAUGUUUGGCAGUCCAGCUGGAAAUGUGGUAUUGCAGGUGGCCAAGGAGCUAUUGCAUCGUUCGGCGGGCAACAGUCAGGUGCUCAGUUUGAAUUUGACCAACUUACUGAUCAUUGUGUUGCUAAAAGUGUUAAUAUUUACGGCUGGUCUAUUGGGAGCAGGACAUUGGAGUAGUUAUGGCUAUGGUUAUGGUCGUUCGGCAGGCGAAGCAGGUCGCAGUGAAGAAUCCUUUAAUCUGGGCAUAACCUCGGGUGACAAUUAUCUAAUAAUGGGCUUCCUGGCUGCCCAAGGAGCUGGACGUGAUGAAUGCCUCUACGCAGCAGCCUGUGAGUGUCCCAAUGCAGCCUAUGAAUAUGCCAAGGCAGGUCGAGCUCUAAUGGGAGCCAUUGAAAUAUUUGAUGGGGUUCCUUUGGAAAAGCCGCGUUAUAAUGAUUUAAUCGUUCUCAUGGAGAAAGCCGCCUACGAUGGCUAUCGUGGCAUGGCCUGUAAUACUAGCCAAGUCUGUGAUGGCCUUUUGUGAGAUUUGUGGUCAUAUUUGUCUAUAUAUUUAUAACAAAUGUUUAAUUAUAUAUAUAUAUGUUUAUGUAGGUAUACAAAUAGUAUAAAUAAUAAAGUGUAGCACAAACUU
This is a messenger RNA of Drosophila willistoni, 831 nucleotides long. RefSeq lists its product as uncharacterized. The record is from RefSeq and is a predicted model, not a curated record. The coding region runs from base 40 to 723 and encodes 227 amino acids. The transcript is spliced from 3 exons. NCBI's taxonomy places the organism in Eukaryota, Metazoa, Arthropoda, Insecta, Diptera, Drosophilidae.